CCCGGACACAGACAGUCGCCUAGAGAAGGAGGCCCCGGCCUUGCCUCUCUCCCUGUCCCCGCCCCUCUCAAGUGAGGCGCGCCGGGGCUGGGCGCAGCGGAGACGGUCAGUGAAUGGUCUGUUACUCUCUACAAAAUGUCUUCUGCAUGUUUUUUGUUCAGCAAAGCCUCAACUGCCUUGGCAUUAGGAUACAGCUACUGAAGACAGUUUAUCCUGUAAGAUUCUUCAGAUUUUCGACCUCUGCAACAAUGGCCUUCAAGCACAAAAACGCAAAACGAAUCGAAGGGCUUGAUGUCAAUGUAUGGGUUGAAUUUACUAACGUGGCUGCAGACCCCUCAAUUGUUAAUCUUGGUCAAGGCCUUCCAGAUAUAUCCCCUCCUAGCUAUGUUAAAGAAGAGCUAGCCAAGGCAGCGACAGUUGAUAGACUGAACCAGUACACACGUGGCUUUGGCCAUCCAUUGCUGGUGAAAGCCUUGUCCCAGGUAUAUGAGAAGGUUUGUGGAAGGAAGAUUGACCCUUACACAGACAUCUUGGUGACAGUGGGAGGAUAUGGAUCUCUGUUUAGUGCAAUACAGGGGUUAAUUGAAGAGGGAGAUGAAGUGAUAAUAAUAGAGCCAUUUUUUGACUGUUAUGAGCCCAUGGUGAAGAUGGCAGGAGGAAAACUUGUUUUAAUCCCAUUGAGAUAUAAAACUGUUGUUGGGAACUUUGCAUCUAGUGCUGAUUGGGUCUUAGAUCCCACUGAACUUGCAAGUAAAUUUAAUUCCAGAACAAAAGCUAUCAUACUGAAUACUCCUCACAACCCUAUAGGCAAGGUAUUUACCAAAGAAGAACUCCAGGUAAUAGCUGAUCUCUGUAUUAAACAUGACACCCUGUGCUUCAGUGAUGAGGUAUAUGAAUGGCUGGUGUACAAAGGAAAUAAACACAUUAAAAUAGCUACACUGCCAGGCAUGUGGGAGAGAACAAUAACUAUAGGAAGUGCUGGAAAGACAUAUAGUGUCACUGGCUGGAAGCUUGGAUGGUCCAUUGGUCCACAGCAUUUGAUAAAACAUUUGCAAGUUGUUCAGCAGAAUACGCUGUAUACAUGCCCAACUCCAUUACAGGAGGCAUUGGCACAAGCACUUUGGAUUGACUUUAAACGCAUGGAUGACCCAGACUGCUACUUUUACUCGCUGUCUCAAGAGUUGGUAGGCAAGCGUAAUCGGAUGGCUCAGCUACUCCAAGAAGUUGGAUUGAAACCUGUCAUUCCAGAUGGAGGAUACUUCAUGAUUGUUGAUGUUUCUGCACUCAAUGUGGAUCUGUCUGAUAUGGAAGCGAAUCAACAUUAUGAUUAUAAAUUUGUGAAAUGGAUGAUAAAAUCUAAGAAACUGUCAGCAAUUCCUCUUACAGCAUUCUGUGGCCCAGAGACCAAAAAGCAGUUUGAGAAAUAUAUACGUUUUUGCUUCAUCAAACAAGACAGCACACUGGAUGCAGCUGAGGUGAUCCUGAAGAACUGGAAUAAACUUACAUCUUGAUUUUUA
This is a messenger RNA of Malaclemys terrapin pileata, 1517 nucleotides long. It is a transcript of the gene KYAT3, whose product is annotated as kynurenine aminotransferase 3. Gene Ontology annotation, cellular component: cytoplasm; mitochondrion. Gene Ontology annotation, biological process: biosynthetic process. Gene Ontology annotation, molecular function: pyridoxal phosphate binding; L-kynurenine:2-oxoglutarate transaminase activity. Bases 114 to 1511 code for a protein of 465 amino acids. The record is from RefSeq and is a predicted model, not a curated record. The transcript has 15 exons. Lineage: Eukaryota; Metazoa; Chordata; Testudines; Emydidae.